AUGUACGGCAACGGAACAAGCGGCUCUGACGUCGGCGGCUUUAAUUACACGGAUGAAUACUUUGACGGCGGCAACUGUUCCGCGUUGCCCACGUCGCCGUCGUCCGUGUUCAACAACGACACAGGCUGCUACGAGGAUCCCGUCGUCGUCAUCGUCAAGAACUAUUGGGCCCUUGGGCUGGUUGUGUUCCCAAUUCUCACGCUGUUUGGAAACGUACUGGUUAUAAUCAGCGUGUGCCGGGAACGGGCCCUGCAGUCCGUCACCAAUUACUUUAUCGUCAGUUUGGCGCUGGCUGAUCUGCUGGUCGCCCUCGUGGUCAUGCCGUUCGCCGUCUACGUACUGGUGAGUGCAUCGCGCCUCAGGUUAUUUUGA
This is a messenger RNA of Macrosiphum euphorbiae (potato aphid), 372 nucleotides long. The record is from the annotation of a GenBank genome assembly. NCBI's taxonomy places the organism in Eukaryota, Metazoa, Arthropoda, Insecta, Hemiptera, Aphididae.